CUUGUGAAACACCGCUGUAAGAAAAGAAAGGAAAGGCUUGCUUAUUUUACAGCACACUUGUCUGCAUUGUUGUUAAAAGACAUCCAGCAUUUCGUCGUUUCCUGCUUUCUCACAGCGGCUUGUGUCACUGUUUACCUGGCAACAGGCAACAACGCCAAAGUGAAGCUAGUUAGUUGACAGAAUGGAUGUUUGGUUCGGUUAAGCCAAAUAAGUUGCGUUGAACCUCCUUGAACUAGUUUGGUUUUCAGGCGGACUUUUAACCCACUCAUUUAUUUUAAAAAUAACAUCGCCUUCUUUCGUUCAACAACAUGCCUGCGAGGAGAGAUUCACACAGCCCGUCCGGGAAGAGUUUACCGGAGCGGGGGCUGCUCCUGCUGAUCGUGCUGGUUUUACUGCAGGGAUCCGUGCUUCCUCUCGGGGCUGCUAGCUCUCCCGAUACCACCCACAAUGACUACGUGGACAACCCCCAAGAGAAGGAGGAAAACUACACUAAAAAGGCAUUCCCUGUGCUCACCCUCAACUACCAAUACAUACAGGCCCCCUUUGAGAUCUCAUUAUGGAUCCUGCUGGCUUCCUUAAUGAAAUUAGGGUUCCACAUGAUACCUCGUCUGUCCAGCAUUGUGCCAGAGAGCUGCCUGUUGAUCACCGUGGGUCUGCUUGUGGGGGGGCUCAUCAAACUAGCUGGAGAAGACGUCCCCCCAGUGCUGGACUCCCGUUUGUUCUUCCUCUGCCUGCUGCCGCCCAUCAUCCUCGAUGCCGGCUACUUCCUGCCCAUCCGGCCCUUCAUGGAGAACCUGGGCACCAUCCUGAUGUUUGCGGUGGUGGGGACCCUGUGGAACGCCUUCUUCAUCGGGGGUCUGCUGUACGCCGUGUGUCAGAUCCAGCCGGCCAAUCCCUCCAUCCUUCACAAGAUCGAGCUGCUGCCCUGCCUGCUGUUCGGCUCCAUCAUCUCCGCUGUGGACCCUGUGGCCGUGCUGGCUGUGUUUGAGGAGAUCCACAUCAAUGAACUGUUGCACAUCCUGGUGUUUGGAGAAUCUCUGCUUAACGAUGCUGUCACUGUGGUGUUAUACCACCUGUUUGAGGAGUACACACGUGCCGGCACAGUCACGGUGCUGGACUGUUUCCUGGGAAUCAUCUCCUUCCUGGUGGUUUCCAUCGGAGGCGUUCUAGUUGGAGUCAUCUACGGGCUCCUGGCCGCCUUUACCUCCCGCUUCACCUCCCAUGUGCGGGUCAUAGAGCCACUUUUUGUCUUUGUGUACGCCUACAUGGCCUACCUGUCAGCUGAGGUGUUCCACCUCUCUGGCAUCAUGGCGUUAAUAGCAUGUGGAGCGACGAUGCGACCCUAUGUGGAAGCCAACAUUUCCCACAAAUCCCACACCACCGUCAAGUACUUCCUGAAAAUGUGGAGCAGCGUCAGCGAGACUCUUAUCUUCAUCUUCCUGGGAGUGGCCACGGUGGACGGACCUCACCACUGGAACUGGACCUUCGUCACCGUCACCGUUCUUCUGUGUCUGGUGUCUCGGGUCAUAGGUGUGGUUGGUCUGACCUAUGUGAUCAACAAGUUCCGCAUUGUCAAGCUGACGACCAAGGACCAGUUCAUCAUCGCCUACGGUGGCCUGCGAGGAGCCAUCGCCUUCUCCCUCGGCUUCCUGCUGAAAAAGAAUCUCUUCCCCAUGAGGGAGAUGUUCCUCACAGCCAUCAUCACCGUUGUCUUCUUCACCGUCUUUGUUCAGGGCAUGACCAUCCAACCCCUGGUGGAGCUGCUGGCGGUGAAGAAGAAACAGGAGGCCAAGCGGACCAUUAAUGAGGAAAUCCACACCCAGUUCCUGGACCACCUCCUGACUGGAAUUGAGGACAUUUGUGGACACUAUGGACACCACCACUGGAAGGACAAACUGAACCGCUUCAACAAGAAGUAUGUGAAGAAGUGCCUGAUUGCAGGCGAGCGCUCCAAGGAGCCACAGCUCAUCGCCUUCUACCACAAGAUGGAGUUCAAACAGGCCAUUGAGAUGGUGGAGAGCGGAGGAGGAUUCAAGUUGCCGUCUGCUAUGCCUUCCACUGUUUCCAUGCAGAACAUCCAGCCCAAGAAGCCUCCUCCUGCCAAGCCUGCUGAGAAAGCUCCGUCCCAGCUGACGAAAGGCCGAGAGGAGGAGAUCAGGAAAAUCCUCAGGAGCAACCUGCAGAGGACACGGUUGAGGCUGCGCUCCUACAACAGACACACUCUGGUGGCCGAUCCGUUCGAGGAUGGCUUCGAUGACUUACUCAUCAAGAAGCAGAAGAUGAUCGAGCUGGAGAAGAAGAUUAAAGACAUGAACAACUACCUGACGGUGCCUGCUGCCCCCCCCGACUCCCCCACCAUGUGUAGAGCCAGACUGUCCUCAGACCCUCAGUCUUACAGAGCCAAGCCGGAGUCGGACAGUGUGCCGACCUUCCAGGUGGACCUGGCCUCCCCUCAGUCUCCGGACUCCGUCAACGUGAUGGAUGAGUUCAGACGGGCCGGCCAGCAGCGGGGGGGGGAGAGGAGGGAGGAGGACCAGGGCCUGAUGAUGAGGCCUCACAAAACAGGUGAGGGAGCCGAUGGCAAAGAUCCUCAGAAGCUGACGAGGUGCCUCAGCGACCCCGGGCCCGGCGCCGACGAGGAGGAGGAGGACCAGCCCUUCCUGGCUUGAUCCAGCUGGAUGUGGAGGUGUCAGCCCCCCCAUCACUAAUCAGAGAGACGGCUGCUUCACUGCUCCAAAUAUUCUCUUUGGUUCAGAAACCAAUCAAGCCAAAACUGCUAACGCUGUACGGAAACCAGACACACAAAGCAAAAGGAGUCUGAGAAGAGCCAUUAGUUUGUUUUUAUCAUUGCUCUUUAUUUUUCUAAGACCGGAUGCGAACAGCUGCUAUCUGAGAGACGGUGGAGUUUAUGGUUGAUAGCCUGAGACAUUCAACAAAGAACUAUGCAUAACCAAAGGCUUGGACUGCUUUAGUGUCAGACAAUGUCGUUUUUACCUUUUAGUUUUACUUCCUUUUUAAUGACUGGAUAAGUGUUGGGUUUUUUGUUUGUUCGUGAUUUUUUUUUAAUUCUGUCUCUAUUUGAGACAUUCUGGGCAUCCAGGCCUACAUUUGAUAAACAAAGCAAACUGCUUCAUCCAAUCCUUUCAUUUCAAAUAUUGGGUUUAAGGUGCUUGUUUUAAUCCAACAUCUCACUGAAACUCUUCUUUGUUUCUGUCACUUGAAAUAGCUGGAUAUUCAAACUUGAAAUAGUAGCUAGGUUCAGAUAUUUUGCCUUACUUUAUGUAAAACCUUUCACUCGGUGCAUUUUAAACUUGCGUUCUAUUUAUUUCAGGGGUUCUGUUUGAAAUCACGUUUGUGUAGAUGUGUUCAGUCGUGCUUACAGACCUGCAGCCUUGUUUAUCGGCUGUGGAGCGAGUUGUCUGGAUGUGAGAAAUUCCUUACUCUUGUGUCAAGGAAUUUGCUUUUCCAACCGUAGAGUAAAGCUGCGUGUUUGGGAAGCUUGUGAGACAGAAAGUGAUGCAGCACGGAUGUUUUGAUGUCAUUGUUCAUGCUUGAUUCCCCUGGUCUUCUGAAAUGAAAUCCCAUGUUGUCAUCAUGUCACGUUUCGGUGUAGAUGUUUUACCUCCAUUUUAAACACCCUUUAAAACUCACUAAAGGUCGAGUUAUCAGUAGUAGAUGUCGCUCUUAAUAUAGAUGUAUAGAAUAAGUGUCCAUCUAACUUCACACUUCUUAUAUCUUAAACUAAUGCCUGGUUUUAUAAUUUCAAACUAAUUCAUAUUCACUUUCUUGCAAGCAUCUGUGCUCUCCAUCAUCUGUGCUCUCCAUCACUGCUCAGAUUGUUACACAAGUGAAGGGUAGCUUGUACAAUCCAUCCACACCUCUAAACCUCUUGAGAAUGUAGGCAUAUCCUGGCAAAAAAUGUCAUUCUAUGCAGUAAAGAUGUGUAAAAUAUAUAAAUGAAUUAUGAGAACCUAUAUUUAUGAAUUCCCUUUAAAACUAAAGUCUUGUAAUCUUGCACCACAUUGAGGCAAACCACUGCGAAAAUCCAAGCUAAAAUUCAACACGGGCAUUCAAAUACACAUUCUUAAAAACAGUUUGUAAGAGUUUUUGCAAGGAGAGUUAUCUGCAGGCAGGAAUACGUUAAUUAAUGUGUUGUACAGUGUGUCAAAUAUUGUAUCUUUUAUACACGGCUGCUCAGUGAAUUAGAGUAUCGUAUCAAUCGUAUGAGUUGUUGAUUCAUGUCCAAUUGAACGUCUUGUGUGUCACAGCCCAAAAAACUGACUGUAAACCCGACAAGUACUCCUUCAAUCCAAUCCAACUUUAUUUAUAUAGCUCAUUUAAAGACAACAGAGUUGACCAAAGUGAUGCACAUCAAUAUAUAUAUAAAAAAGCAGCAUAAAUACAUUUAGAUAAAAAAGAUAGGACAAAAAGAAACUAAUGUAAAAGCAAAAGACAAUAAAACCAUACUCAGAGUGAAAACCCUCAUUCAUGAUGUAAAAACAUUUUAAAACACAACAAUAUAGAAAACCCCAAUUUAGAAAACAUAGACUGAUACGUCUUCUGCAAAAGCACGGGAGAACAAGUAGGUCUUUUCACACAAUGAUUAUUAUAUAAAUUCAGUGCAGGAAGAGAGUAGUUCCUCCCUCCUACAGGCCAUCCAAAGAACUUCCUAAUGAAAGCAAACUUCAUCACUGAAACACAAUCCUUCUCACUGCUCCAGUGUUCUAUCUGUUAGCGACCAUUGAAACCAACCUGAUCCUCUUUCACCCUGAAGGCUCACAUUACAGCAGAGGGGAACGAGCAGAAACGUUUUGCUCUAUUCUUCUCUGAAGCAUCUGUUGCUAUGGUUCACUUAGCGAGGAUAAAUCCAGAUGUGCAGAUGUGAUGGGGGGGGGGGGGGUCAGAGCCUUAAGCAUCUAAUUUCCCUGUCUGGUACAAAUUGAAUUUACUGUCUGAAAUGUCAGCGCGUGUGUAGAAGUGCCGCAGUCGAGAUUGGCUCAAACAGAGAAGGGUUGUUUGAAAGCCAGAAGUGACAAGUUGAAUGACAUGCAACGCUUUCCCCCUCCAUCUUUAAAUCCUGCUUUUAUCGCUGCUUAAAGGACAGAGAUAUUUACACGCAGCGUAUGAUUUAUGCUUUCAUUUAUCCUCCCGCAGCUCAAAGCUCUGAUAACUCUUCCUCUCCGUCUGUGAGUGGUCGUUUAAUUUGCUGCUGGUAGGAAUAUUUCUAAAGUAUCGUCCAUUUGACUUCCAUUUAAAGUCAGUUUGUUGCCCAUUUCCCAAAAUACAUAUUGGGGGAUGUGAUCAAAUAUAAGGGGACAAACUCCUCUCUUUUGGAAUUAAAACAAUCCUCAAAACAACAGACAAUUAAAUCCCUGAAUACUUUACAUUAUUCCAAAGACUAUCAUUUCAAAAGAUUAACAGAAACACUAUUUCCAUACUAUUCUUUUUCAAACCAAAUGCAUCUCUUUGGGCAAACAUUCUCAAACCUCGUGGGGGAAUGUUUGGUUCAGGAAAUCUUUAAUCUGAAGCCAUACGGUACAGCCUGUAGAAGAACCUAUUGCAUUGUAUUCAUGUAUUAUAAUGUCAUAUUGCCUUUGUUUUGCUACACUGGAUGUCUCUCCACAGCGCUGAAAUGUUUUAAGUCUGGCACUUGUGUUCAUUGAAUGAUCCGAACUGAACUACACACACUGUUGCCUCACCAGCAUUCACUUCAGCUUUACGUUUUUCUAUACUGUGUGCUUCAUUUGUUUAACUGCUUUGUUGUUUAAUUCUUUUUGCUACACAUGGAUAUAUAUGUACUGUGUUUUUAUUGUCAAAUGCUUUAUCUGGACACAUGUGCAUUACAUCACUCCAUGUGAUUUACAAACGUUUUUAGGCUUAACUGUGGGUUUUGUUUGUUUAACUGUACUCAAAAUGCAUUUAUCACCCAAACUUUAAACUGUGGAGUUCAAAGAGGCAGCAUUUACAGCUAGUAAGACUUAGAUUGUUCCACUUGGAAAAGAAAGGUUAAGGCAUCCGCUACAAGCAGCUUGCAUGCAGACAACUCAGAAAGCCACACUGAGGUUCUUGCAUGUUUUUAGAUUUUUGUUUGUAUUGUUUUUCCCCAGGAAACCAUACAUUUCACUCAGCAGAGCAUAGCACAACAAAACUUGCUUCUGUUAUAGUAAAUAACUAGUAGAUAGAUUUACACUCUCACAUUUAAUACAAUCAUUGUGCCAUGUCCUACUGUAUGUACAUCAAAAUAAUGUUUUUUGGGCUGUUUCACCUGUUCGUACUAGAGAGAAAAGUGGGGUUCAAUUUCAAAAGUCUUCAUUCUGUUUGAAAAGGCAUUUUUAAGUCUAAGUGAACAUAUGAGGCUUCAGCAGUCUGAGUUUAACAAACCAAGCAGAUGUCCUUUAGUUAUCUUUGUGAGCAUUUUUUAAUCAAACCUUAUUUGUGACUUACACUGAAAAUGCUUCAGGAGGGGAUCUUUAAAGGAGGCAGUAUGAAAUGGAAAAUCAAUCGCUUCAACUGGAAACUGUUUUAAUGUACAUAUGGGCACGACACGUCAACAUUAUUUACAAAAAUAAUUUGGGAAAAACAUCGAUCCAAAACCCUAGCUACAAUUAUGUGUGCUCAGAAAACUGUUCUCACUAAUUUGGUUUUGCUCUGCUGACACAUGCAACAACUCCUUUCAGUACUGUAGGAUUUGACUGGCCUAGCAGUAAAAGGCAAACAAUUACAUUGCCAUUUGACCCUCUCCAGUUACAGGCAGUAAUUACAGUAUGACACACACACACACACACACACACACACACGUCAUCCCACAAUGACCCCACAGUGUCAUUACUCCACCCAAAGACUGUUUUCUUCCUUCCUUUACCUCUUCGUUCUCCACAUUUUCACACCACAACGAGCACUUUAACAAAGCUGGACCUUUAUCUCAAAACACCGAUGUUGAAGAGAGCAAUAAGUGGCUUUAAUGUAGUGUACACAUUGUGCAUGGUUAUUAUCAGGUGACACAUCACAGGGAAAAGGGAUGUAUUUCAUGAUGGGCCUGAUAAGCGGGUGUUUGGGGUUUUCAGUCCGAAAGCAGAGAAGCUAGGGUUUAAAUCCCAGUGAAUGCUAUGACUUAAAGGUGGGGUAGGUAAGUUUGAGAGACCGGCUCGAGAUACACUUUUUGUUAUAUUCCAUGGAAUGCUCUUAACAUCCCGAUAGCAAUGAAUAUAUUAAAAGCUUUGACAAUAAAUACAUAAAAAAACGUCAUCUGUGGAAGCCGUAGUACUGUAAAAAGCACGACCAAUCAUCUGAGGCGGCCCGGCUAAAAUAACUGGAUGGCCUACCUGCCUGUCAGCCUUCCAUCUGUGCACAAACUUAUCUGGUGCCCUCAUUGGUCAUGUGUGCGUUCGUGUGUGUUGGAGGAGGGGCUCUGUAAGGAAGUGGCAGAUUUUUUCCGGCUGUGUAUUUUCAAAUUCUAGCGCACUCGAGCUGGUUUCUCCAAAAUUACCCCACCUUUAAGAGUGGAUUAUAUUUCCCUUUAAUUCUUUGUCUGUUUUAUUCAUCUUCAUGUGUUUGAAUUAAUGUGUCAAUUUCAAUUGCAAUAAUUAAGAGGUUUUUAUUGUUUUAUAUACACAUAAAUGGGAAUAUAUAUAUAUAUAAAGAGAAAAAUGUAUUAGAAAUUAAUUAUAAUAAUGUACAAAUCUGAAUUUGAAAGUUAACACGUGUGCACUUUCUUGUUGAUUAAUCUAUAGCUUUCAGCAUUCCAUUCCUGUAAUGACCAGUGAACUAACAAGAGAAACAACGUCAUAAACUAUAUACCAAAUUAAAGUUUUACUUUAUAGCAA
Molecule: messenger RNA, 7823 nt
Organism: Gymnodraco acuticeps
Lineage: Eukaryota; Metazoa; Chordata; Actinopteri; Perciformes; Bathydraconidae
Gene: slc9a1a
Product: solute carrier family 9 member A1a
Biological process (GO): sodium ion transport; regulation of pH; proton transmembrane transport
Cellular component (GO): membrane
Molecular function (GO): sodium:proton antiporter activity
Source: RefSeq, a predicted model, not a curated record